AUGACUUCUCACAAGAUCCUUGUCCUUCCAGGCGACGGCGUUGGCCCCGAGAUCAUCGCCGAAGCUAUCAAGGUCCUUGAUGUGAUCCAAAAUGCCUCUAGCGUGACAUUUAAAAUCCGUUCAGAGUUGAUGGGAGGUUGCAGCAUUGACGAGCAUGGUGUAGCCCUAACCCAAGAGGUCCUGGAUAUUGCCAAAGCAAGCGAUGCAGUCUUGUUCGGGUCAGUCGGUGGGCCCAAAUGGGGCGCUGGCAAAGUGCGACCCGAACAGGGCGUCCUCGCCUUGCGUCAUGGACUCAACGCCUUUGCAAACCUCCGUCCAUGCAAGUUCGCAAGCAAGUCUCUUGUCGACCGAGGUCCCAUCCGACCCGAGCUCACAGAGGGAACCGACUUUGUCCUUGUGCGAGAGAACUGCGGGGGUGCUUAUUUCGGAGACAAGACUGAGGAGGAGGACUUUGCAUCGGACGCCUGGGCGUACUCCCGAGCAGAAGUUGAGCGGGUUGCAAAGGUCGCCGCCGACCUAGCCAUGGAGACGGACCCGCCUCAGCAAGUCAUCUCGUGCGACAAGGCAAAUGUUCUUGCGGUCAGUCGGCUUUGGCGAAGAGCCGUGACGAACUUUUUUGCGAGGGAGUAUCCGCAGAUUAAGCUCUCCCACCAGCUUGCCGAUAGCGCGGCCAUGCUUAUGGUGAAAGAUCCCCGCUCUUUCAACGGAGUGGUGCUGAUGGAUAACACGUUUGGCGAUAUCCUUUCAGAUGUGAGUAGCGUAGUCCCGGGAUCACUGGGUCUGCUUCCAUCCGCAUCGAUCUCGAGCACCACCCCUGGCUCGGGGGGCAUCGGCCUUUACGAGCCUAUCCACGGAAGCGCCCCCGACAUUGCAGGCAAAGGAAUCGCUAACCCGGUCGCAACUAUUCUUGCGGCUGCGAUGAUGCUCAAGUACUCAUUUGGGAUGGUUGAUGAGGCAAAGGCCAUUGAUACGGCUGUUGAGAAGGUCUUGGACUCCAAAGACAUUGGCGGCCAUGAGAUACGGACCGCUGACCUGGGUGGGAUUGCAACAACCGUUGAGAUUGGUGAUGCGAUCUGCAAACAACUCGAAAGCCUGUUGAAGUAG
Molecule: messenger RNA, 1104 nt
Organism: Colletotrichum godetiae
Lineage: Eukaryota; Fungi; Ascomycota; Sordariomycetes; Glomerellales; Glomerellaceae
Product: 3-isopropylmalate dehydrogenase
Exons: 5
Coding region: 1-1104 (367 amino acids)
Biological process (GO): L-leucine biosynthetic process
Cellular component (GO): cytosol
Molecular function (GO): 3-isopropylmalate dehydrogenase activity; NAD binding; magnesium ion binding
Source: RefSeq, a predicted model, not a curated record